AUGUCGUUGAACGAGAGACUCGACAAGAUCAGGUCGCAGCCCAAGCUGUCGGGCAUGCAGCAGACCGCUGUCGUGCUCGGCGCAGUCGAAGAUACUCUGCGUUCACAGAAUGCUGAACAAACACCCACUGCCUACUUUGCAGCUCUUUUGUCGCUGCUGGCGCAGUUUGACAUGUCCAACAAGGAAACCGCCUACGCCGUUGUAUACCUUCUCGACCUCGUCACCCCUCACGUUCCCGCGCCUCUGUUGCGCUCAAAAUUUAGUCAGAUUCUAGGCAGUCUCGCCCCCGCUCUUACACACCCGGAAGCAGAGGCCCCCUUAUUACGCUCGAGUAUUGGAUGUCUGGAAUCGUUGCUGGUUGCACAAGAUGCUCAAGCCUGGGCUCUCCCUGCUUCGUCGCUAAGUCCUCGUCGCGCAGUCUCUGGUCUGCUUGGUCUUGCCGCCGACCACCGUCCCAAGGUCCGCAAGCGAGCCCAGGAUGCUCUUAGCAAUGUCCUCAAGAACCCUCCACCCAGCCCUUCGCUCGAUCACCCAGCUUCCGACAUGGCUGCCGAAACCUCGAUGCGCUUGCUCCAGGAUGCUGCUGAGAAGUCUGCAAAAGCCAAGAAGGCAAAGAAAGGAGCAAAGGAACAAGAGAACGACCCUGCUUUGAUGCACGCCUUGCAACUCGUCAAGGUUAUCGCCACUGCUGCAAAUGGAUGGCCGUCGCGCAAGAUCGACUCGCUGUGUGAGCUUUUGCUUGCAAUCUCGAAGUCCAGCCACGAAUUCCUUGUCAUGUCCGCUUUCGAGGUCUUUGAGAUUAUCUUUGCUGGUUUGGCCAAUGAGGUUUCUGCUGCAAAGCUGCCUCGUUUGUUGGAGGUUAUUGGCGAGCUUCAGCCUUCUCAGAACGAUUCGCAACUCCUUCCUCCUUGGAUUGCCGUCAUCUCAAGAGGAUACGAUGUUGCCGCUCAGCUCGACCCCGAGGAGACUUUUGCAAAAUUACCAACACUUUUCACCCAAAUUUCCGCCUUCCUCGCUUCUUCCUCGCACAACAUCCGCAUUUCUGCCUCGGAAUGUCUGAUCUCUUUCCUGAACACCUGCAUUCCUGACUCAGUUCUCCUUGAGCCUUCAAUUUACGACGAGAAGGUCUUUGAGAGUCUUGGAAACCAGGUUAAUGAUCUCCUCAGCAUCAAAUAUCAAUCUGCCUGGAUGGAGGUCUUUUCCGUCAUUGGUGCCAUGUUCGACACAUUGAAGUGGCGCUCUCAGGGUAUCCUCAACACUGCUGUCAAGACUGUUGGUGAUCUCCGUGGAAAUGAUUCGUUCUCUGGAAAGAAGGAGGCAGACGCUGUUCUCGGAAAGGCCAUUACUGCCAUGGGACCUGACAAUGUUCUUGAAAUUUUGCCGCUCAACUUGACCAAGCCUGUUCCCGGACAACCUGGACGUGCCUGGAUGCUCCCUAUCCUUCGUGACUCUGUCAGAAACACUCGCCUCGCUCACUUCCGUGCCGAGCUUGUUCCUCUCAGUGAGGCCAUGUUCCAGCGUGUCUUGAACCACGGCGCUGCCGAGAAGACUAUGGAGAUCAAGAUUUUUGAGACCAUUGUUUCACAGAUUUGGGCCACUCUUCCCGGAUACUGUGACCUUCCCCUGGACGUCACUGAAGCUUUCGAUCAAACAUUUGCUGAGAUGGUCGCAAACCUCCUCUACUCGCAACCUCAGCUCCGUACUGAACUUUGCAGAGCCCUCCAGAACAUGGUCGAGUCGAACCAGACCGUGCUCUCCAUCGAGGGCGAGGAAGACCUCGUCGCACAAGGCAGAGUCUCCAGAGCUGACGCACAGAAGAACAUUCAGCAUCUCUCAGGACUUGCUGGUAACAUUCUCGCCGUUUUGUUCAACGUCUACAGCGAGACUCUACCUCAAUACCGUGGAACCAUUCUCCAGGCAAUUAAUGCCUACCUCAGUAUCACUCCUGAGGCAGAGCUGAUGGAAACUUUCACCCGUGUCGCUUCUAUGCUCGAAUCAUCUCUCGGUGAGAGCGGACCUCAGACCCAAGCCGACAAGCAAAAGGAAACCAAGGGUCCCAACAAAAUGCCUCCCAUGUCUCACACUCUUAUGGAUCUGGUCAUCACAAUUUCUAUCUACCUUCCUCGUGAGAGUUUUGCUGGACUCUUCAACAUGGCCGCCAUCAUCGUCAACAACGACGCUGACCCGCAGCUGCAGAAGAAGGCCUACAAGCUAAUUCCUCGUCUUGCUGAAUCAGAAUCUGGUCGUGCAGCUAUCGUCGAGCGUAACUCCGACUUGCAGCAACUCCUUCUCCAGGCUGGUCCUAAGGCUGCUGCACCUUCUCGUCGCGACCGUUUGACUGCCAUCUCUCAAAUCAUCCCCGCCCUUCCCAAGGAAGACCUCCACUUUAUCCCCUCCAUCCUCUCCGAAGUCGUCAUCAGCGCAAAGGAGGUCAACGAGAAGGCACGAACUGCCGCUUUUGAACUUCUUGUCCAGAUGGGUGAGAAGAUGGCCGAAGGUGGUACCGUUGUUAACGCAAAGGUCCCUCACAUGCCCGAUGAUGCCGCUCCUGUAGAAGCCAGUCUGGAAGAAUACUUCACCAUGGUUUCCGCUGGUCUUGCUGGAUCCACUCCUCACAUGAUCUCCGCCUCCAUCACUGCUCUCGCUCGCCUUCUCUACGACUUCCGCAACACCCUCUCCGAGCCUGUUAUCCUUGACCUCGUCCAAACAAUGGAUCUGUUCCUCACAUCUGCCAACCGUGAAAUCGUACGAUCAUGCCUUGGUUUCGUCAAGGUUUGCGUGCUCUCUCUUCCCACAGAUCUCAUGCGUCCCCGUCUUGCGACUCUUAUCCCCAACCUCAUGGUUUGGAGUCACGAGCACAAGGCCCACUUCAAGCUUAAGGUCAAGCACAUUUUCGAGCGCAUGAUCAAGCGUUUCGGUGUCGAGAUCGUUGAGAAGCACUGCCCCGAAGAAGACAAGAAACUCAUUGCCAACAUCCGCAAAUCGCGCGACCGUGCAAAGAGAAAGAAGGAAGCUGGAAAGGACGACGAUGCCGAAGCCGACGAUGCAACAACCACACGCAAAGGCAAAUUCGAGUCAGAAUACGACGAGCAAGUCUACGGCAGUGACGAAGACGACUCUGGCUCUGACAUUUCCGACGACGAGGUGCUGGGUCGCUCGGCAGCCAAGGGCCGCAAGGCCAAGUCAGCGGGCGGCAACACCUUCAUCGUCGAAGACGAAGACGAGCCCCUCGACUUGCUGGACCGCAAAGCCCUUGCCAACAUCUCUUCCACCAUCCCCUCUAAAUCACGCACUGCACCUGCAACCCGCAAACCCGCCAAGAUGGACCUGGACGGCAAACUUGUCUUCAACGAUGCAGACUCUGACGACGAAAUCAUGGAGUUCGAUGAUAAUGGCAACGCUGCAAGUCUUGAAGAUGGAAUUAAUGCUUACGUCGAAGCCAUCAAAGGCAGAGACGCAGCCAUCCGCGGCCGCGGCGGAAAACUCAAAUUCAAGAACCGUGGAAACAAGAAUGCCGCAGAUGAUGACAACGAUGAAAUGGAAGUUGAUGUCAAGGAGUUUGCUGAUGCGCGUGCCAAACCCCAACGAAGGAGUCUUGGUGGCGAGCGUGGGUCUGCUGGCCGUGGUGGCAGAGGUGGUCGUGGCGGUCGUGGAGAUUCUCGCGGUGGACGUGGUGGUAGAGGUGGUAGAGGUGGUUCGUUUGGCGAUCGUAGAGGUGGUGGUCAUCAUGGUGUUAACAAGGGCCGUUUUGCACCCAAGGGUCAGGGCCAGAGAGAUGAGCACCGCAACAGAGCUAGCAGAGCUUAA
Messenger RNA from Aureobasidium melanogenum CBS 110374, 3807 nucleotides. Its product is annotated as NUC173-domain-containing protein. The coding region runs from base 1 to 3807 and encodes 1268 amino acids. The record is from RefSeq and is a predicted model, not a curated record. The transcript has 2 exons. Lineage: Eukaryota; Fungi; Ascomycota; Dothideomycetes; Dothideales; Saccotheciaceae.